Didymodactylos carnosus is the source of this 324-nucleotide messenger RNA. NCBI's taxonomy places the organism in Eukaryota, Metazoa, Rotifera, Eurotatoria, Philodinida, Philodinidae. The record is from the annotation of a GenBank genome assembly.
AUGCUACCAGGUGGCCAAUUGAAAAGUCUAUGCAAUAAGAUACUAUUGCCUAAUGAAGAUCCUAUAAUUAAAGCUAUAGGAUAUACUGACGAUGUAGCAACGGUUGCUUUUGAAAUACAAGAUGAACAUGAAACAUUUGGUAUGUUUGACUUGUAUAAUCGUGCAUCUGCUGGGAAAAUAAAUGUGAAAAAAACUGAAUUAUUUUGGAUAAGCGUUUGGCUAGAUCCACCACGUUUUCAAGCACGUAUAAAUAGAGAUUGGUAUAUAUUUCUUGGUGUACCAUUAGAUAAUAAUGGUCGUAUACCAGAUAAUGAACUAAUAUAA